AUGACAAACAACUUCACGGCCACAGUGUUUGCCAUCGGGAAUACCAUAGCGUUUACAUGCGGUGUCAUAACACCCCUCGUAAUCGGGUAUAUACUGGAGGCUAACAAUGACACCCCCCGUAAGCAAUGGGGUUAUGUUUUCUAUAUGUCGGGCGCUAUCAAUAUAUGCGGGGGUUUAGUGUUCGCGGCAUUCAGUUCAGCGAAACAACAGGAUUGGGAUAAAGACCCGGAUAGUAUGUCUAUACUGGUGAACGCGCUGACACCAAUGAUAGCCAGGUCACUGCAUUAUUGGCUACUAUUGGCCAGUCGUGUGGUGUUGGGUAUGUUUCAGGCGUUCAUAUUUCCGUCGUGUUAUGCCUUGUUUUCCAAGUGGGCGCCCGACCACGAGCGCAGUACUUUCCUAUCAUUCCCGACAAUUGGCGGUAAUAUCGGCACAAUAGCUACCAGCUCACUGUCAGGCUACCUGUCCGAAAAUGGCUUCGAUGGGGGUUGGCCCUCGGUGUUUUAUGUGUCAGCUAUGAUAGCCAUGGUUUGGAUGAUACUGUGGAUACUAUUAGUGAAAAGUGAGCCCAAAGAUCAUCCCUGGGUAUCUCAUCACGAGUUGCAUUACAUUCACUCCAAUAUUAAGUCUAAUAAAACUGGUGGACAACCUAUUAAGAGGUCUGUCCCGUGGGUUAAGAUUUGCACAUCGAAAGCCGUGUUAUCCGUGUUUUUGGUGAAGUUCACAAUGAACUGGAAUUAUGUAUUAUUUUUACUUAAGCUACCUGCCUACUUUGAUACAGUUUUUAAAUACUCAGUGUCCAAGUUAGGUGGCAUACAAAAGCCUUAA
Oppiella nova is the source of this 828-nucleotide messenger RNA. The record is from the annotation of a GenBank genome assembly. Lineage: Eukaryota; Metazoa; Arthropoda; Arachnida; Sarcoptiformes; Oppiidae.